AUGAAAUUAAGUCGAGCUAUCAGUUAUACCGCAUUAGGUGUGACUGUCAUCUAUGUUACAGCAAUUCUCUUGGGAGCCCCACUUUUAAGCCAUUUUGGAGCAAAUUUCGUCUUUUCGAUAGUGCUUGCAAUAGUGAGUAUAUUCCCAUUGUUGUUAGUUGCUGAAAACUUCGACAGUUUGGAUAAUAUUUUAUUUGGAAAGAGACAGUUAUCAGACAAGUGUUUGCUUGCUCGUCAGUUGUCACUGGGUGGUGUGUUUGGUGCGUGGUUCGGUGCAUUUGUUAUUCCUUUUGACUGGGAUCGCUGGUGGCAGCGUUGGCCAAUUCCGUGUGUUCUCGGUGCAGUGAUUGGUGGUAUUCUUGGAUGUUUGACCAGUAGUUAUAAAAUUCUUUUUUCCUAUUUGGAAAAGCAGCGAAAAUUGGAAAAAUUUGUAUGA
Molecule: messenger RNA, 435 nt
Organism: Brugia malayi
Lineage: Eukaryota; Metazoa; Nematoda; Chromadorea; Rhabditida; Onchocercidae
Exons: 4
Coding region: 1-435 (144 amino acids)
Biological process (GO): GPI anchor biosynthetic process
Cellular component (GO): endoplasmic reticulum membrane
Source: RefSeq, a predicted model, not a curated record